GACCUCCCGGCUUCCUGGAGUUGAACACCUCAAUCCCAGAGUCAUUACCUUCCUCACAGUCAUUUGGUUUUAGAAAAUGAUUCGUGCAGAUUGAGCAUGAGAGCGCACACUUUGGUAAACUAACAUCCAAGCAGCGAAACUCAAGUGCACCGAGGAGGAAAACUCGAUGCUGAAUUAUGGACCUUAAAGGUCUCCAUCUUCUGACUCUUCUGCUGGCGUCUCACGGACUACAACUUGUUCAAGGAAGUUGCGACAGUGACGAGUUUCAGUGCACCAGUGGACAAUGCAUUGACAUGGACUGGAGGUGUGACGGGACCAAAGACUGCACAGAUGACUCCGAUGAGCUCAACUGUCCGCCUGCGGCCUGCACCUCGCAGGAGUUCAAGUGCGUGACCAGCGGGGAAUGCAUCUCAUCCGGGUUCGUCUGUGAUGGGGAGGAAGACUGCAUUGAUGGUUCCGAUGAGCAAAGAACCUGUGGUGGACGGACUUGUAGUCCAGACCAGUUCACCUGCCACGAGGGCCAGUGUAUCCCCAGAAAAUACACAUGUGACCGUGUGAAGGACUGCCUGGACAACUCGGAUGAGAACAGCUGCAAUUAUCCAAGUUGUACAGAGAAGACAUGUGCUAAUGGGGCCUGUUACAAUCACUCUCAGCAUUGCAACGGCCUGCAAGAUUGCAGGGACGGUUCUGAUGAGUUCAACUGCACAAACCAGCACUGCCCUCUGCACCAGUUUCAGUGUGCAAAUGGCUACUGUGUCCCACAUUCAUUUGUGUGCGACCACUGGGAUGACUGUGGCGAUAACAGCGAUGAGCAAGGCUGCGUGUACCCCAGCUGCAGUGGCAGUGAGUUCACCUGCACCAGUGGCCGCUGCAUUCCUCAGAAUUGGGUUUGUGAUGAGUUCAAUGACUGCGGGGACUUCAGUGACGAGAGAGGAUGUGAUAGUAACUCCCGAGCCUGUUACCCUGGUGAGUGGGGAUGCCCGGGCUCAACAGUGUGUAUACCAUUGGGUAAAGUGUGUGAUGGUAAUCCUGAUUGCCCUGGAAGUACAGAUGAGACCAACGCCACAGCGCAGGAAACCUGCGGCCUGGAUCGAUGCUCCACCUUGAGCUGUGAGUUUCUCUGCCACCCUUCUCCUCAAGGUGGUACAUGUUAUUGUCCCGAUGGCUUUAUAGUCGGAAAUGACAGCCGCUCCUGUGUAGACUACAAUGACUGCCAGAUCUGGGGGAUUUGUGACCAGCUGUGUGAGGAUCGUCCCGGGACGCACCACUGCAGCUGUGCUGAUGGAUACUUCAUGGAGCAGGGUCACGUCUGCAAAGCCAACGUUUCUGCGGGAUUACCACAGCUCAUUUUCACCAACGGCGGUGAAGUGAUGAUGGCUGACAUACACGGACGCUUGGUCAGAACUUUGGUGCCGACCCAGGGCAGAGGUUACGCUGUGGGAGUGGCCUUCAACUGGCGGAGCGACCUCAUCUUCUGGAGCGACACAUACACCAAGAAGGUUUAUUCUGCCAACUACAACGGGGAAAAUAUCAAGGAGGUCCUUACUGUUGCAGUUGCCAAUGUCCAGAAUCUGGCCGUGGACUGGGUCAACAUCAAACUGUAUGUGUUGGAGGCCAGGGUGGAGCGCAUCGAUAUGUGUGACUUUGACGGAGGGAAUCGAGUGACGCUGGUGGCUGAAAACCUGGUGACUCCUCAUGGCCUCGCCCUGGAUCCCACAGUGGGCUACAUGUUCUUUACAGACAUGGGCAGUAACAACGAGCAAACCAAACUUGAACGGGCCUUCAUGGAUGGCAGUAACCGUGUAGAUCUGGUCAAGGACAGACUGGGGACACCAACAGGAAUUACCCUGGAUAUUGUCACCCGGAGGGUCUACUGGUCUGACAGUCACUUUGACACACUGGAGACCGUCACCUACAGCGGUCUGGACAGGAAAGUAGUCCUCAACGGUGCGACGCAGUCUCCACACCCUUUUGGGAUGGCCGUGUUUGAAAAUCACGUGUUCUUCACUGACUGGACCAAGAUGGGUGUGAUCAGAGCCAAUCGCUUCAACGGCAGCGACCCAGCACUCCUCUAUCGUACCGCCAAGCGGCCAGGCCACGUCGUCGUCUCACACCCUGUCCUUCAGCCUUUUGUGAGGAGCCCCUGCGGCAGACACAACGGUGGCUGUCAGCACAUCUGCGUGUUAAGUCACCGCACCGACAAUGAUGGUUUGGGCUUCCGCUGCAAGUGUCGCUAUGGCUACGACCUGCAAUCUGACCGGCAGACAUGCUUUAAGGUGAAGGAUUACUUGUUGAUGGCGUCCUCUGUGGCGGUGCGAGGAAUUCCCCUGAACGUGUCCCUCCAGGAGGACGUCACCCUUCCCCUCUCAGGACUCGGAUCAUCUUUUUCUGGCUCUGCCGUAGAGUUUGAUGGGAACGAAGAGGCCAUAUUUUACAACGAAAGGUCUAGAGGACUCGUCUACAAGUCAAACCUCAAUGGCACCGUUCAGCAGAUUCUGACGGGCUACAGGGUGGGGACUGUUGAUGCCAUGGCUUACGACUGGACAUCCAAGGUUUUGUUUUGGACCACGAGCACCUACAGGUCCGUGGUGGCCUUCAGAGUGACAGACAAGUCCAGACGGGACAUUGUUACUGGACUGAGGUAUCCAAAGGGAAUUGCAGUGCAUCCCAGUGCUGGCUACUUGUUCUGGUCGGACUGGUAUCGUCCAGCGGUCAUAAUGAAAGCCUUUACCGAGGGCAGCCAUGCUGUUCCUCUGGUCAACACCACUCUGGGAUGGCCAUUUGGACUCGCUCUCGACUAUGCGAUGGACCGGCUGUACUGGGUGGAUUCCCUCCUGGAUCAGAUCGGUCACAUUGACAUUGAAGGAACUGACAGAAAGAUGUUUAGCAACAUUGGCCAGAUCACUCAACCCUUCUCAUUGACUGUUUAUUCAGACUACUUGUAUGUGUCUGAUACGAGGACGAGGGCAAUAUUUGAGAUGAGGAAGAGGGAUGGAGGAGGAAACGUUAUGAUCAGGAAAGGAAUCACCGGCAUCAUGAACAUCAAGGCCUACACAGCCGACGUCCACAGCACCUACACCAGUCGAUGUAACACGGUGCCCAACGGACGCUGCAGCCACUUCUGCUUCCCACUCCCCAGCUUCAACCGGGUGUGCGGAUGUCCGUACGGCAUGAAACUUGGAGACAAUAACAGGGACUGCAUUAAAGACGACUCUGUUUCUCCACCUGACAACAUCUGUGGCGACUUCGCCUUUGAGUGCGACGAAGGACGCUGCACGCCCAACUCUUACCGCUGCGAUGGGAUGUUUGAUUGCGUGGAUAAGACUGAUGAGGUCAACUGCACUAACACAGGAGGCACCUGCUCACCGCUGGCCUUCACCUGCAACAACAAGCGCUGCAUCUACUCCAGCUGGCGCUGUGAUGGCAUAGACGACUGUGGGGACGGUUCUGACGAAGCCAACUGUCCCACUCGCGGCCCCACCACUUGUGGGUCUGACUACUUCACCUGCGACAACAACAGGUGUGUCUCCAAAAGAUGGGUGUGUGACGGUGACAAUGACUGCGGCGAUGGCUCUGAUGAACACAACUGCAAUUCGACCAUCACCACAUGCCCGCCGGGCUACUUCCUGUGUCCCGAACACCGCUGUAUCAACCACUACUACGUGUGUGAUGGAGACCAAGACUGCUUGGACGGUUCAGAUGAGAAUAACUGCGAGUUUAACUGCCAGUCCUACGAGUUUGCUUGUGCCAGUGGAGACCAGUGUGUCAGUUCAUCAUAUCGCUGCGAUGGCGUGUACGACUGCAGGGACCAUUCGGAUGAACGAGAAUGCCCUACUCGAGCUCCAGGCCUUUGCCACGACCACGAGUUCCAGUGCCAGACCGACGGUUUGUGCAUACCGGCCGAGUGGGAAUGCGACAGCCACCCGGAUUGUGAGGACGGAUCCGAUGAACACAACACGUGCCCCGUGGUCACCUGCAGGUCCAACUAUUUCCAGUGUGACAACAAGAUAUGCAUUCCCAUGAGCUGGUUGUGUGACGGCGACAACGACUGCCGUGACAUGAGCGACGAGCAGAACUGCCCCGCUCCUCCCUUCAGCUGCCCCUCUGGACAGUGGCUGUGCCCCACCGACCAGGUGUGCAUCGACCUGGACAAGCUGUGCAACGGGCAGAGAGACUGUCCCAAUGGAGCAGACGAGUCACCUAUUUGCAACCAAGAUGACUGUGCACUGAACAACGGCGGUUGCAGCUACGAUUGCGUCCAGGGUCCGUACGGGGCUCAGUGCACAUGUCCUCCGGGAUUCCAGCUCCUCAAUGACUCCAAGACGUGUGACGACAUCGACGAGUGCCUGAUCCCCGGUUUCUGCAGCCAGCAGUGCUACAACGAGAGAGGAAGCUUCAGGUGCCACUGCUCGGACGGUUAUCUCCUGGGGCCCGAUGGACGCACCUGCAAAGUUGAAGACCCACUGGUAGCCGUGCUUUUGGUGGCCAAGCGUAGCCAGAUCAUCGCUGAUCGGCUCAACAUGAGGCCUCCCCAGACACGACCGGUCGUCAGCGGUUCCAGCAUCGUGACCGUGGACUUUGACCGCCCGACGUCCAGGAUCUACUGGGCUGAUGCUUCACAGAAAAAGAUAUGGAGUGCCUUCCAGAACGGCACAGACAGACGGGAAGUCUUCUCCACUGGUCUGAUGGCUCCUGAGAGCAUUGCAGUGGACUGGGUGGCUCGGAACGUUUACUGGACCGACUCCGUCAUGGAGAACAUCGAGGUGUCCACUCUGGACGGACGCUUUCGGAAGGUUCUCCUGAACGAAAACGUCACCAGCCCGCGUGGACUCGUUUUAGACCCCCGCAACUACACCUACCUGAUGUUCUGGUCAGACUGGGGUCAGAACCCCAGGAUUGAGCGAGCCAGCAUGGACGGAUCCAUGAGACAGGUCAUCGUCAGCACUAAGGUCUACUGGCCCAACGGACUGGCCCUGGACUACACCAGCCGCAGAGUCUACUUUGCUGACGCCUUCCUGAAAUACAUCGACUACUGUGACUAUGACGGAAACAACCGCCAUCAGGUCAUGGCGAGCGACAUGGUUCUCCAGCACCCACACGGCAUGACCAUCUUUGAAGACAACGUCUACUGGUCCGAGCGUUACACCAGCAAGGUGAUGAGGACGAACAAGUUCCACGGCGGGAACAUCACCACCCUGAUGAACAAUAUCUACCAACCCAUGGGCAUCGUCAUCGACCACCCCGUCAAACAGCCCGCAGCCUUGAACCCAUGCAGAGAGCAUUUGUGCAGUCAGCUGUGCCUGCUGGCAGGCAUCAGACCCAGGUACUACACCUGCCACUGCCAGUCUGGCUGGAAGCUGGAUGCUGACAAACGCACGUGCAUCAAAGAUGAGACUCCCUUCUUGAUGGUCGUCAGGGAUUCAGUGAUUUUUGGGAUUCCUUUGGACCCCGCUGACCAAGCCAACAAUGCCAUGGCCCCCGUGUCCGGCAUCACGCAGGGCCGAGACAUCGACUUUGACGACCAGGAGCAGUUUGUCUAUUGGGUGCAGAGCAGCGGUUCAAUUUGGCGAGUGAAAACCAGUGGCACCAACAGGUCUGAGUUUGCUCCAGCUGCUUACAUGGGCUCGCCGUCCGGUCUGGCUUUUGAUUGGAUAAGCCGAAUGAUGUAUUACACCAACCCCACUGGAAAAACAAUUGAAGUUAUCCGCGUAGAUGGAAAUGAGAAAUAUAGGAAGACCCUCAUCGCUUCAACUGGUAAACCGGAGGGAACUGGAGAGCCCGCUGGACUCGCCCUGGAUCCGGCCCGAGGGAAACUAUUUUGGACGGACAAAGGAUCAGACAGUGGAGUUCCUCCCAAAGUUGGCAGCGCCGACAUGGAUGGAGGAAACCUCAGGAACCUUUACACCGGCAGCUUGGAAAAUAUCGGGUUUAUCGCGGCUGACAUCGCAGCCAUGAAGCUGUACUGGGGUGUUGCAGGCUCAGGGGUGAUCGAGUGCGGUACGAUGGACGGAGUGAGUCGUUCGACGGUGGUCAGUGGCCUGUCUCAUCCAUGGGGGCUGACGAUCCACCAGAGCCACCUGUACUACACCGACCUGGACUACGAGGUCAUCGAGAGGGUGGACAAGGCCACCGGCGCCAACAUGGUGGUGAUGCGGAGCGGCAUGUCUGGGCUACGUGCCCUCAAAGUGCACGCCAGAGACAACUCAGCAGGGACCACCAACGCCUGCAGCGCUAAUAAUGGAGGCUGUCCGCACCUCUGCCUGCCUAAACCAAGCAAUCAGAAGACCUGCGCCUGCACCACGGGAUUCUCCCCCUCUCAGGAUGGCACCCGCUGUGAACAGUAUGAAUCUUUCGCCAUCACCUCGACCCAAAAGUAUAUCCGCGGCUUCCACAUAAACAGCAAUGACCACUCUGAGGCCAUGGUUCCUGUUGGGGGAACUUCAUAUGCCACCAAGGACAAGCUGGACCUGCAUAUAGCAUCUGGGUUUGUUUACUGGACUGAAAACAGCACCUCCACCUCGUACAGGGGGAUCUUCAGAGCUAAAACAAACGGCGGGAGUUACAGCCGUUUCGUCACCUCGGGUGUUGGACGAAGAGGCAUUCAGGGCCUGGCUGUGGACUGGGUUGCAGGUAACUUGUACUUCUCCAACGCGUUUGAGACGGAGACGUUCCUGGAGGUGCUGGCCAUCAACACCACCUACCGAAUGGUGCUCCUGAAGAGCGUGCAGGACCAGCCCAGGGACGUGGCGGUCAGCCCCAAGCUCCGCUACCUGUUCUGGACCGACGGGGGCCAGGCACCAAAGAUUGAGCGGGCACUGCUGGACGGCACGAACCGCACGGUGCUGACAUCGGAAAGCCUGGCGUCGCCUCGCGGCCUGACGGUCGAUUACACCAACGACUUCCUCUACUGGACGGACGACGUUCUUGACAUGAUCUCCCGCAUGGCCGUAGAUGGAAGUCAGAGGCAGAUUAUUCGCUACGGGAGCCGAUAUCCAUCUCCGACUGGGAUGGCUAUUUUUGGGAACAACAUGCUGUGGGUGGAUAGAAGACUGGGAAAACUCUUCCAGGCCAGCAAGGACCCGAGCAACACCGAUCAGCCAGAAGUAAUCCGGGACAGUCUGGACGGGCUGAUGGACGUCACCGUGUUUGACUCUCACGUGCAGCCCACGUCUGCCAACCAGGUGGGCUUCAACCCGUGCCAGGACAACAACGGCCGCUGCCAGCAGCUCUGCUUCGCCCUGCCCAACCAGGAGAAACCCAAAUGCAGUUGUGCACACGGGUCGCUGCUCAGUAACGGAGUAACGUGCGGUUACGGACUGGACGAGUUUCUCAUCUUCACAACAGACUACACGCUGAGCAGCCUGCGGCUCGACCCCACAGAUCACAGCACCCCUUUCCCAGCCGCCACCUUGGGCUACAGCGUCAUAGCGCUGGAUUACGACUUCAGGGAGAAGCGGAUUUUCUUCACCCAGUAUAUGGGAAUAGGUCGGAGCAGGAUCGGUUACGUCACCACGACAUCUGCCACAAGCCCCCCCGUCAUAAUUGCCUCAAACCUGAACGACCCUGAAGGACUGGCCUACGACUGGAUCCACAAGCGCCUCUACUUCACCGAUUCCUACAGCCGCAAUGUCCAGGCGAUGGCGGCGGAUGGGUCGAACCGCUCCAUCGUGGCUCACGCCAACCGGCCCAGAGGCAUCGUGGUGGACCCGUGCUACGGCUACAUGUACUGGACUGACUGGGGCUCUCCAGCCAAGAUUGAGAGGGCCACGCUGGGGGGAAACUUCCGGACGGCCAUCAUCAACAGCAGCCUGACGACGCCUAAUGGCCUGUCUCUGGACUACGAGGAGAGGAUGCUCUACUGGGCUGAUGCCUCUCUGGACAAGAUCGAGCGAUCCACGCUCACUGGGGGAAACCGUCAGGUAAUCCUGCGAGGAGUCCAGUAUCCGUUUGCCAUGACCGUCUUCCAGCAGGACAUCUUUUGGACCGACUGGACAGAGAGAGCUGUCUUUAGGGCCGGGAAGGACGACGGCUCUGGGGUCACGGUGUUGGCGCAGGACCUCCAGUACCGAGCCAAUGACAUCCACGUCUACACCGCAGCCAAGCAGGAGAACUGCUCCAGCUCGUGCCAGCAGUUCAACGGGGGCUGCAGUCACGUCUGCGUUCCCGGUCCGCUGGGCCCUGAGUGCCAGUGCCCUCAUCAGGGGAACUGGUACCUGGCCAACAAUGGCAAAGACUGCAUCCCAGACACUGGAGAACGCUGUAAGCCGCUGCAGUUCACCUGUCUCAACGGAAACUGCAUCUCCUCACGCUGGAAGUGCGACGGCUACAACGACUGCCAGGAUAACUCGGAUGAGCUGGAGAGAGUGUGUGCCUUCCACAGCUGCUCGGCCAUGGACUUCUCCUGUGACAAUGGCCGCUGCGUCCCGCUAAGCUACACCUGCGACUACAUGGACGACUGCGGGGACAACAGCGAUGAGCGCGGAUGCCCCUUCCCCACGUGUAACCCCGCCACCGAGUUCACCUGCGGCAACGGCCGCUGCAUCAGCGCCGCCUUCGUCUGUGACGGCCACAACGACUGUCGAGACAACGCUACCUCGGAUGAAAUCAACUGCCCUGACCGCACAUGCCCUGACGGCCAGAUCAAGUGUGACGGAACCAACAUCUGCAUCUACCCGGUAAAUCUAUGCGACGGCUACAACAACUGCGGGGACAACAGUGACGAGAAUCCUCUCUUCUGUGCGGGUCGCACGUGCGCUCCAGAUGAGUUCCGCUGCGAUGCAGGAAAGUGCAUCCCUCCGUCCUGGGUGUGUGACUUCAUCAGAGACUGCAGUGAUGGAACGGAUGAACCUCCCUCUUGUGAGGAUCUAAUCAGGACAUGCCAUCCGGACCAGUUCACUUGUACCAACGGGAACUGCAUCCCUCAGACGCUGGUGUGUGACGGCAACAACGACUGCUGGGACAACAGUGACGAGGCUCCAGAGCUGCAGUGUGGCCAGCGUACCUGCGGCCCAGGUCAGUUCACCUGCCCCACCUGGUACCCGGGCAGCCCCCGGUGUGUGCCGCUCAGCUUCGUGUGUGACGGGGAGAGAGACUGCGCCAACGCGGCCGACGAGCUCCACAACUGUCCCAACCGGACCUGCCAUAUGAACGAGUUUGCCUGUUCCAACGGGCUCUGCAUCCUCAUCCCCUACCACUGUGACCGUGUGAACGACUGCGGGGACGGCAGUGACGAGGUGAACUGCAAGUACGACACGUGCAGCAGCAGCCAGUUCACCUGCGGUAACGGCGUCUGCAUCCCCGCCUCCUUCGCCUGCGACGGGGAGAGCGACUGCACGGACGGUUCGGACGAGGCGGCCAGCCUGUGCACCACGCCACAGCCGACCUGCUCUCCCCAGCACUACCUGUGCAAGUCGGGAGAGUGCAUUGAGGUCAGCAAGGUGUGCAACGGGCAGAAGGACUGCCAGGACAACAGCGAUGAAAAGGGCUGCGGAGUCAAUGAGUGUCGCAGCCCAUCCGUUCACCGGUGUGCUCAACUCUGCACCGACACCCCCACCGGUUAUUACUGCUCCUGCCACCCGGGCUACCGGCUCAUGCCGGAUGGCAAAGCGUGCGAGGACCUGGACGAGUGUCUCAGCACGCCUGCUGUCUGCAGCCAGAUCUGCGAGAACGCCGUUGGCUCGUACCACUGCAAAUGCGCUCCGGGGUACAUCCGCGAGGCGGACGGACGCACCUGCCGUCAGAACAGCGGCAUCGCCCCAUACCUGUUGUACAGCAACCGCUAUUACAUCCGCAACCUGACCACCGACGGCUCACACCUGAGCGUAGUCCUGCAGGGGCUGUCCAACGUGGUGGCGCUGGACUUUGACCACUACGAGAAGAGACUGUAUUGGGUGGACGCCGGGGCCGGAAGGAUCGAGAGGAUGCGUUUUGACGGAAGUGAUAGGGAGACGCUGGUGGAACACAAUGUUUAUGGAGCUGAAGGCCUGGCGCUGGACUGGGUGGGAAGGAAGGUUUACUGGGUGGAUGGUUAUUAUGGCUCUAUUCACGUGAUGGAGCUGGAUGGACGCAACCAGAGGAAGCUGCUGUCAGGAGACUUCAAAACUGGAAAUGACACUUACAUUAUCAGCCGACCACGUGCUGUGGCUGUCAACCCUAAAUACGGAUGGCUCUAUUGGACGGACUGGGCAGAUGCAGCGUAUAUUGGCAGAGUUGGCAUGAAUGGAGAGAAUAUCAGCGCCAUUAUUACGACCAAGCUGGAGUGGCCCAGCGCUCUGACCAUCGACUACACCAACAACAAGAUCUUCUUUGCUGAUGCACAUCUUAACUUCCUGGACUUUGCAGACAUGGAUGGCCAGAACCGGCACCGGGCCAUGGCUGGUUCACUUCCACACGUGUUUGCAGUGUCCCUGUUUGAAGACUGGGUGUUCUGGACGGACUGGAACACGCACACGGUGGAGAAAGCCCACAAGUACACGGGCGAGCAGCGCAGCGUCAUGGGCAACAACACUCACCGGCCCAACGACGUCCACGUGUACCACCCCUACAGACAACCCAGAAGUGAAAACCCUUGUUCGUCCCAUGACCUGACCUGCAGUCAUCUGUGUUUGAUCGGCCCCGGCGGGCAGCGAGCUUCCUGCGAGUGUCCGGAUCAUUUCAUUGCCCUGGCUGUGGGAUUCAGGAUCCAGUGUGUGGCCGACUGCUCCAGCACCCAGUUCCGCUGCGGGGACAACGAGAGAUGUGUGCCUAUAUGGUGGAAGUGCGACGGCCAGUCAGACUGCGGCGAUGGCUCUGAUGAGCCGCAGACCUGCCCCCCUCGCUACUGCCCCGCCGGCCAGUUCCAGUGUCAGGAUGGAAACUGCACCUACCCCGGAUUCCUCUGCGACGGCGAUAACGACUGCCCCGACAGUUCGGACGAGGACGCCGCUCUCUGCAGUGAUCACCGGUGCGAGCCAAACCAGUUUCAGUGUAAAAACAAGAAGUGCAUCCCUGUUUCCUGGCACUGCGACGGAGUGAGCGACUGCUCAGACGGCAGCGACGAGGAUGCAGAGACCUGUGCACAGAGGACCUGCGCCCCGGGGCAGUUCCAGUGUGCCAACGGCCGCUGUGUGCCAUCCAGCUACGUGUGUGACGCUCAGGACGACUGUGGAGACGGAUCUGAUGAGCCGUAUGAAACCUGCAUGGGUCCAGACCACAAGUGUGACGAGGACACGGAGUUCUCCUGCAAGACGAACUACCGCUGCGUUCCUCAGUGGGAGCGCUGCGACGGCACCAACGACUGCAUCGACAACAGUGACGAGGAAGGCUGCGAGGGGGUGACUUGCGACCCUCACGGAGAUUUCCGCUGUGACAACCACCGCUGUGUUCCCAUCCGCUGGAGGUGCGAUGGAAACAACGACUGCGGCGACGGCUCGGAUGAGAGGAACUGCCAGCCAAGGCCGUGCUCUGAAAGCGAGUUUCGGUGUGACGACGCACACUGCAUCCCUGGAAAUUGGGUAUGUGACCAUGACAAUGAUUGCGGAGACAACUCAGAUGAGCGAGACUGCGAGCUGCGCACGUGUCGCCCCGGUUCCUUCCAGUGCGACUCGGGUCACUGCAUCCCUGCUGCUCUGCAGUGCGACGGCCGGGCCGACUGUCAGGAUCUCUCAGACGAGACCAGCUGUCCUACGCGUUACCCAGGGGGCCGUUGGUGUCCUCCAAGUGAGUUCCAGUGUGCAAACCGGCUGUGUGUGAGCCAGAGCUGGGUGUGUGACGGCGAUGACGACUGCGGGGACCGCUCUGACGAACAAAUCGGACUAUGCUUGAACAUCACCUGCGAGAUGCCGUCCAGGUUCCGCUGUGCCAACGGCUACUGCAUCUACUCCGGCCUGCUGUGCAACAAGAGGGACGACUGCGGAGACGGCAGCGACGAGCAAGAAGACCUGUGCCGCGAGCCCACCCUGGCCCCCUGCACGCUGGACCAGUUUAAAUGCACCAAUGGACACUGUGUGUCCCUGCCGUACGUCUGUGACCACAACGACAACUGUGGGGACCGCACUGAUGAGAUGGGCUGCAACUUUGGCCAUGACCGAAACUGCGAUGAGAAGCUGUGCCAGCACGAGUGCACCAACCUGAACGGCACCGGCUUCAUUUGUUCCUGCAGACCCGGAUACAGCGUGGACCCAGACAGCACGUACACAUGCCUGGACAUCAACGAGUGUGAGGAGUAUGGUACCUGUCCUCAGGCCUGUAAAAACACCAAAGGCAGCUACGAUUGUGAGUGUGUACCCGGCUACAGGAAAGUGGGCGACGGCAACAUGUGUGAGGCUGAGGGAUCUUCUCCGCUGCUGCUUCUACCAGAGAACAUUCGUAUCAGGAGGUUCAACCUGCAGACGGAGGGUUACCACGACUACCUGCAAGAGGAGGAGCGCAUCAUGGCUCUGGACUACGACUGGGACCACAACGGCACCGGUUUCAGCAUGGUGUACUUCACCGUUGCUGGGAAGGACUCUGCGGCAGGCGCCAUUAAAAGAGCAUACAUACCCUCAGUGGACGACGGCAGUAAUAACAUCGCCGCUGCCGUUGAGCUGGACAUCAAAUACAUCACGUCGCCAGACGGCAUCGCUGUGGACUGGGUCGCCAGAAACCUUUACUGGGCAGACUCGCGGCUGAGGAGGUUGGAGGUGGCUCUGCUGGACGGACGCUACAGGAAACAUCUCGUCAAGACCGACCUGGGUCAUCCAUCUGCAGUGGCCAUCAACCCUCGACUGGGGAUGCUCUAUUGGGCAGAUCGAGGGGACACAGCUAAGAUCGAGUGUUCCUGGCUGGACGGACAGGAAAGGAAAGUUCUGGUGGCCGACGGCCUGGGCUGGCCCACCGGCCUGGCCAUCGAUUUCACCAACGACGACAGGAUCUACUGGUCCGACUCCAAGGAAAGCCGCAUCGAGUCCAUUCUGCCCUCGGGGGAGCAACGUAAAACUGUCGUUUAUAUCGAUGUGAGAAACCCCUUCAGCGUGAGCGUGUUCGAGGACCACGUCUACUGGAGCACGCAGGAGAAGGGCGAGGUGUUUCGACAGGACAAGUUUGGCGGCGGAGACAAGACCAAGCUGCUGACGGCAGGUCCCUGGCUGACCCAGGUCUCCGUGUACCAGCAGCAGAGAUACAACUCCAUCGCCGUGAAGAACCCGUGUAAGGGGACGUGCAGCCACCUGUGUCUGGUCCGGCCGGGAGGAUACACCUGCGCCUGCCCCGAAGGCACCAGCCUCGUCUCCGGCAGCAGCACUGAAUGCGAUGCAGGGUUUGAGCCACCGCCCACCAUGCCGCCGCCAUGCCAGUGUCAGAACGGAGGCACCUGCUACUUUGACGACAACAAGGCUCUCUGCAUUUGUCCCCCGGAGUGGAAGGGAGAGCACUGCCAGACUAAUGUGUACAACGUGGUGGCAUCCUCAAUCGGAAUAGCCAUCGGGGUGACGGUGUUGAUUGUUGCUCUGCUGGUUGCUCUGGUUUAUGCUGCCAGGAGCAAGUCUAACGUGCUGGAGAGGCUGAGGAGCAGCAUGCCCAGCAUGCCCAGCAUGCCCAGCAUGCCCAGUAUGCCCAGUAUGCCCAGUAUGCCCAGUAUGCCUAAUUUCUCAGGCUUCAGGAAUGGUUUCACCCAAAAUGGAGCCAAUGCUGAAGGCGGUGAAUCAAGCCAGAGCUCAGAACCGGUUCCCUGCACGUCGGUGUCCAUGGACGACGCCGGGGGAAAGAGCUUUGAGAACCCGGCGUAUGAAGCCGGAGAAGAGCCGACCUCCGCCGGCAUCCCGGCUGUCACCCCCACUCCUGCUGAAGCAAACAAGUUCUCUGCCCCGGUUCAGGAGGCUCCUCAGGAGAACAUGAAUAAUCCCCUGUAUGAGGAGUCUCAAGCUGCGGAUGAAUCGGCAAAAGCGUACCAGGAGCCUUCUGAAAACCAGCUUCUAGACUCAGUAGAAAGCACCACAUCUGCAGAUCCAGCUGUGUCCACAUCACAGCAGUUCAGACCCGUAGCAGAUGACAACUUGGUGACGUUCCAAAAUCCCACAUACACGGAUCCCACACAUGCACCUGCCCCCGAGUCCAGCGCCUGACGUGACCUCCGGACCAGAGAUUACACGGGAUCAUUCUCAACAGGACGCUGAUUAACCGAGCAGCUCCACGAAUCGGACAUGGACAAACACAACCAGACGGCUUGUACAAGACAAAACAACAUUAUUUUGUGAUACUUUGCGAAACAUGUGUAACUUUGACUUCAGUGUAAUUAAUAUUGUAAAAAGAAAAAUCCUAGAAAACAGUUCAAUAUUGAUAAUGUUAAUUUGACUAUGUAAAGAAUGAUUUAAAUCAAGACUAGUGUUUGUGAUUGAGUCUUCUUGUGAAUGUGGAUUGUGAGGAACUCAAAUAAACUAAUAUAGACAUCA
This is a messenger RNA of Cololabis saira (Pacific saury), 14405 nucleotides long. It is a transcript of the gene lrp2b, whose product is annotated as low density lipoprotein receptor-related protein 2b. The transcript is spliced from 81 exons. Gene Ontology annotation, molecular function: calcium ion binding; protein binding. The record is from RefSeq and is a predicted model, not a curated record. Bases 177 to 14078 code for a protein of 4633 amino acids. Lineage: Eukaryota; Metazoa; Chordata; Actinopteri; Beloniformes; Belonidae.